AUGGUGAUGCUUAGAAGAGCAUUAGAGCUUUGUCGACUGCAGCAGUUUGAAGGUGUGAGGCCUAAUGCAAUAACUUUGGCUUCUCUUCUUUUUGCUUGUGCUGAUUUGCCUUCUUUGAAGCUUGGCAAGUGCUUGCAGGGGUGCGUGAUGAGACAACUGGAAUCCGAUGUAAAUAUGGAAACUGAACUGAUUGGCAGAUUUCCAGCAAGCAAGGAAUAUCCACUGUUACCUAACAAGAUCGCAGUUUCUUUCUAGAAUUGAGGUUUCUUCUGGUUUGAUUGAUAUGUACACCAAAUAGAAUAUGCGCACAAGAUCUUCAAUUUCUGCAAAGGAUGAGGACAUCAUUCUGUGAAGUGUGAUAAUAGGUGGUUAUGUAAUGUGGAGGCAUAGCGAGGCUGCUGUUUCUCUUUUCAAUCAGAUGGUUCAAUCUGAAGUU
Ilex paraguariensis (yerba mate) is the source of this 436-nucleotide messenger RNA. NCBI's taxonomy places the organism in Eukaryota, Viridiplantae, Streptophyta, Magnoliopsida, Aquifoliales, Aquifoliaceae. The record is from the annotation of a GenBank genome assembly.